AUGUCGGAAAUUUUCACAGGAUUCGUCUCAGGUUUCGAGGAAUUCAGGGCGGAUCCUGUCAAAAUGUGCCUGAGACAAGACGGUACUUUGUUUUGUUGCUUCUCGUUCUCUCUGCACUCUCGCUCCUCGUCGCUUGUGGGCCGAUUCGAUUCGGUUGGAUUCGAUCGGAUCCCAAUUCCCAACCCAAAUCAGUGUUUGAAUGUCAGGGAUCGUGAAAUCACCCACGGCUUUCGCACAGUAACGCCGUAUAUUAGACAAAGUUCACCAACCAAGCAGUUGCAGUUCCUCCGAGCAUACCUGGUCAAACAAGACCAGCGAACACAAACUCUGGGGUUUCCGAUGGCAGCAAACAUGAGAAAUCGGAGAGCAAGAACUACGGUGGACGGACUCGCUGCGGUUGACAACCUCGACCUCCAAAUAGAAGACAUAGCUGCUAGAUUUAAGGAAUUCUCAGAAUCAGUCAAGGCGGCGCUCUCAAUUGAACAAGUAGGUGAAUUCUUGGAAGCUAAUGGCCAAGAUUUGUCUGGCUCUGAUGAUGCUCUUCUCCGAAGAUGGUCACUCCUCGCCUGGAUGAGCUUCAAUUAUUUAGCAAAGAGGCAGAAAGAUGCAGCUCAAAAGCCAAAGAAAGCACAUGGGAAGGAUUCUGAUGUUCUGAACCCAGGUGAACAAACAGUGGAAAAGAGCAAACCGAAGGGUCACAAACCAGAUAUACAAAAUGAGCAACGGAUGGAAGAGCGUGUUCCAGAGGAAGGCAAAUGA
Prunus dulcis (almond) is the source of this 759-nucleotide messenger RNA. RefSeq lists its product as uncharacterized. The transcript has 8 exons. The coding region runs from base 1 to 759 and encodes 252 amino acids. Lineage: Eukaryota; Viridiplantae; Streptophyta; Magnoliopsida; Rosales; Rosaceae. The record is from RefSeq and is a predicted model, not a curated record.